AUGGCGAGAGGAAGUGGACGAAAUCCGACCCCUUGGGAACCACUGGAUACCGAAAGUGCGCAGCGUGGCGAGACUCUCCCUUGGGAGAGAAUCGCAGAGAACGAACUUAAUAACAUGGCACGCUGGUCAAGUCUCGAAGAAACAGAAGCUUUGGAAAAAUUACUCGAACAGAAAAGAGACGAGGAAAGAGUCAUGCCUAAGCGCAAACAUUCUGAAUUGGAUAAUGAUGGCCUUCCACGAGACCCAAUGUACGAGAUGAUUCUCCCACUUAAUGCUCUCACGAAGUUGAGUAUCGCUCCUGAACUCGAAGCUUUACAAGGAGCAUACGCAGAUUCUCGAUAUAUUAUGGUAAAUCUCACCUACAGUAUACCAGAUUUGUCGGUAGAUUCUCAGAACCUUACUGCAAGUAUCAAAGGCUACCGAAAAUCUGUUUGGACCUUUUCGGAAGCUAUGGGAGAUUAUGGAGCGUUUUUGGACAUGAUCUUAAACAAUUUACAAGAAGAAAGCAAGAAUCUUGGGAUAGCACUUAGCAAACUUCAACCUGAAGAUAAGUGGCAAAAUCGCCCAGAUUCAGAACAAGGCAGAAAAAUUGCAGCAGUUUGGAUCACCCACUACGAAUGGUUGGAGAGGGAACUAGAGAACACUUGGGAAGAAACACUCAGAUUUGAAGAUGAAAUCGAAGGUGUCAUAGAAAAGAGGAAAGUUCUUGAAAAGGCAUUCGACAUAACCCAGCCCCGUAUGACUAAGGAAGCGGAAAAGCGAGACCUCAAAAACUUCGAUUUUCCCGCGGCCUACAAUUUGAUCCAUAGAUUCGGUAGUGUCAAAAGUCUGGCUCCUGGGGACAGAACUAAAGAUGGCUAUGAGACACGGCUUGAAGAUAUGAUUUCAUCCCUCAAAAGAGCACUUGAGUUUGCUAAUGGUGAGGCAAGUUAUAUGAUGGAGAAACUGCAAAAAUCUCACAUCCAGAAAUCAACGACAGAGAGCCAGACAGAGAGCCAGCAUGAGGGCCAGGAUGAGACCGACGAGAAUGAAAAUAAAACAAACAAUGCAUCGUCACUGACACCAUUUGAAAUUCCAAAUCUUCAACAACAAAUCGAGGCGCUCACAGCUACAUACGAAAGCUAUUUACAAGUCAAAAUAUAUCUGAGUGACAUGAAACACGACUUGACACAACACUUGAAAGGAAAAGUUAACUUGCCGGAGGAGAGGAUCCAAGUCUAUGAUUAUGUGCUUAGUGGAAGGCAGGAUAGUGAUUACAUGAAGAGGCAAUCGGGAAAGGUGAAUGAGGUGAUAAAUAAAAAGGAGGAGAGGAAGCGAUUGAAGUACCGGCGGCGCGUGGAACAGGAGGAAAAGCGUGCGGAAAAGCUUAAGAAACAGAACUGGAAACCGUGGCAUUUCUGA
Messenger RNA from Sclerotinia sclerotiorum 1980 UF-70, 1401 nucleotides. RefSeq lists its product with no specific name. The record is from RefSeq and is a predicted model, not a curated record. NCBI's taxonomy places the organism in Eukaryota, Fungi, Ascomycota, Leotiomycetes, Helotiales, Sclerotiniaceae. The transcript has 2 exons. The coding region runs from base 1 to 1401 and encodes 466 amino acids.